CCGGGGGGGGAGAGAGGGCCAUGAGAGCCGCUGCUGCCGGGCGGGCAGAGGAGCGCCGACCCCGCACCAUGGAGCUCUACCUCGACCUGCACUCGCAGCCGUGCCGCUCCGUGUUCCUGUUCGCCAGAGCGGCCGCGAUCCCCUUCGAGUUCAAGCUGGUGGAUCUCUCCAAAGGGCAACAGUACAGCGAGGAGUUUGGAAAAAUCAGCACCUCGAGGAAAGUUCCUGUGAUGAAGGAUGGAAGCUUUGUUCUGACAGAGAGCACGGCCAUCUUGGAGUACCUGGUGCAGAAGCACGCGGUGGAGGAUCAUUGGCUGCCGGCUGAUCUGCAGCAGCGAGCUCGCGUUAAUGAAUAUUUGUCCUGGCAGCACAUGAACCUCCGAGCUCACGGGUCAAAGGUCUUCCUGCUCAAGGCGCUGUUCCCCGUCAUCAUGGGCUCCGAGGUCCCGAAGGAGAAGAUGGCCGCCGCCCUGGAGGACCUGAACCAGUCGCUCCGGACGCUGGAGGAGAAGUUCCUGCAGAGCAAAGCGUUCAUCGUCGGAGAGAAGAUCUCUCUGGCGGACCUGGUGGCCAUCGUGGAGAUCAUGCAGCCCGUCGGCGUCGGCGUGGACGCGUUCGAGGGCCGACCGGCGCUGCUCGCCUGGAGCGACCGCGUGAAGACGGCGAUCGGGGAGAAGCUGUUCGCCGAAGGUCACGAGGUCAUCAUGAAGGCCAGCGGCCUGACGCAGGAGUUGCAGAACAACAGCGAGCUGGAGAUGCUCAAGCCAAAGUUUCGGAAGCUCUUCAGCUGAGGACGAAAUAUCGUUUUUAAUUUCACCGCGUGGUGCUUCUUUGUUUGUUUUCCAUCAGCAGGUUGUGUAAACAUCUUUUAAUGUUGUGUAAACAUCUUUUAAUGUUGUGUAAACAUCUUUUAAUGCGAUCAUCUGAUUCAGAUGAAGAAUAAAGGAAUCGAACGUAAUUUGAUUCAUCAGCAAAACAAUAACAAUUUUGUUUUCAUGCAAAAUUCUGAGAGAAAUAUACAAAAUGGAAACUUCAGCUAGAAAUAUUCACCAGGAGAAAUGUGUGUUAUUGUGCAUCCGUGUGUCUUCAUGGUCCCCACAAAUAUUAAAGAGUCAAAAGUAUGAAUC
This is a messenger RNA of Cyclopterus lumpus (lumpfish), 1127 nucleotides long. RefSeq names its product glutathione S-transferase theta 1a (gene gstt1a). Gene Ontology annotation, molecular function: glutathione transferase activity. The record is from RefSeq and is a predicted model, not a curated record. Gene Ontology annotation, cellular component: cytoplasm. The coding region runs from base 21 to 791 and encodes 256 amino acids. Gene Ontology annotation, biological process: glutathione metabolic process. The transcript has 5 exons. NCBI's taxonomy places the organism in Eukaryota, Metazoa, Chordata, Actinopteri, Perciformes, Cyclopteridae.